AACUCGAAAUUGGGCCGAAGCACCUUCGAAACGGCUGUUGUAAUCCCAAAACGACAGACUCAUUUUUAGGGUUUAAAGAAAGGUUGAAAGAAACCCUAACGAAGUUGAAUUUCAUUUUUCAACAUUGACGACAAUGGGAUUCUGGGGAAUUGAAGUGAAACCUGGCAAUCCGGUUCCGUAUAGCACUCACGAUGUUGAAGGAAAGCUUCACGUCACUCAGGCUACUCUAGGCGUUGGCGUUGGUCCAUCGACGGAGAAAAGCAUUCUUCAGUGCUCUUCUGGACGCAAAAAUCCAGUUUUUUUGUGUUCCUUGCUGCCAAACAAGGUUGAGACUUGCCCUUUGAAUCUUAAGUUCGACGAGGAUGACUUGGUGAAAUUCUCAGUCAUCGGUUCCCGAAGCAUCCAUCUUUCUGGUUAUUUUGUGCCAGAUGAAGACGACACUAGAGAUGACUAUGAAUAUGAUUCAUUAGGAGAGGACGUGGGAACUGGGUCAGAGGAGUCAUCUGAAUAUGAUAGUGAAAAUGGAUAUGAUGAUCACUUUUUUGAUGACAGUGAUAUGGAAAUGUACACAUCUUCGCCUGUCCGGAGUAGUGGAGUCGUUAUUGAGGAAAUACCCGAUGACAAUCAGCCUGAAAAUGGAGAUAAUCCAGCAAAGCAAUCGAAGAAAAAGGAACAAACAGCUCACUUGAGAGAGAAAUCCAGCAAAAGUUCUCAGCUUCCAGUUGUCAUUAGAGGUGACGAUAAGCUUGUCUUGGAAAGUGAAGAUGAAGAUGGUUUCCCGAUUUCCACUUCAGACAAAGCUAAAUCUGAGUCUCAGAAGGCAGAAACAGAAACAAAAGGAGAACAAGCCCACAAAAAAACUGGGAAAUCAAAUAAGAAGGCAAAAGAUGUUGAUGAGUCUGCUAGCUUAAAACGAAAAGUUCAAGCUGUUGAUGAGGAUGAGCAGCUGCAAGAUGGGAAAAAGAAGAAGAAGAAGAACAAGUUGAAAGAUCAUGGUAAGGAGGAAAGUGGUCAUGUAAAGGAGACUAGUGUAACUGUGCCAGAUGAAAAGCCUGAGGAGGUUAAAACUACAACCAACCAGAACAAUGUCUCUCAUGCAAAGGAUGGAGAUGAUGGGAAACUAUCCAAUGACGAAGUCCUCGUUGAGAAGAAAAACAAGAAGAAAAACAAGAAAAAGACCAAAGAGGCUGAAGGAAAAGCUGCUAAGAAUGAAAUUGCUACAACUGUUGAAAGUCAGAAGUUGUCUACCUCUGAGAAAAAAGAGAAAGAACCAACUGAAGCCAAGCCAUCUAACGUGAGAACCUAUCCAAAUGGAUUGGUUAUAGAGGACAUAUCUAUGGGCAAACCAGAUGGCAAAAGAGCUGAUCUUGGAAAGAAGGUCAGUGUUAAAUAUACUGGAAAGCUACAAAAAGAUGGGAAAAUAUUUGACUCGUGUGCUGGAAAAGCACCCUUUAAGUUUCGGCUUGGUGUAGGACAAGUCAUCAAGGGGUGGGAUGUUGGCGUCAAUGGGAUGAGGGUUGGGGACAAAAGAAGACUUACAAUUCCACCAUCUAUGGGAUACGGUGACAAACGUGUUGGGAGUAUACCACAAAAUUCAUGGCUUGUAUUUGAUGUUGAGUUGGUUGGCGUUGAAGGCCGCUGACUUAAAAUUUUUGCUGCUUCAGCUUCGUUUUGGUUUGUUGACAUCAUUCAUUUGCAAAUCUCGCAUAUUCAUUGGCCUUUGUCGCUAGACUUUACUGGAGCCGAAGUUUUGUAGGAGAUUCACAGCUCUACACAUAAAAACAUGCAAAUGCAACUAUUAGUUACAAUUGUUUUUCUUUGUUCGUAUAAUGUUUUUGGCCGUCUGGAGUAAUUUCAAUGGAUUUGUUUUCUUAUAUGAAAUUUGAAGGAUUUAUUUUUGGUACUGAACUUGAAGGAUUUAAAUCUCGUUUUGACAA
Molecule: messenger RNA, 1937 nt
Organism: Medicago truncatula (barrel medic)
Lineage: Eukaryota; Viridiplantae; Streptophyta; Magnoliopsida; Fabales; Fabaceae
Product: peptidyl-prolyl cis-trans isomerase FKBP53
Exons: 11
Coding region: 134-1642 (502 amino acids)
Molecular function (GO): peptidyl-prolyl cis-trans isomerase activity
Source: RefSeq, a predicted model, not a curated record